Messenger RNA from Dendronephthya gigantea, 1843 nucleotides. Its product is annotated as testis-specific serine/threonine-protein kinase 3-like. The record is from RefSeq and is a predicted model, not a curated record. The transcript has a single exon. Lineage: Eukaryota; Metazoa; Cnidaria; Anthozoa; Malacalcyonacea; Nephtheidae. Gene Ontology annotation, molecular function: tau-protein kinase activity; ATP binding; protein serine/threonine kinase activity. The coding region runs from base 374 to 1579 and encodes 401 amino acids. Gene Ontology annotation, cellular component: cytoplasm. Gene Ontology annotation, biological process: microtubule cytoskeleton organization; protein phosphorylation; intracellular signal transduction.
ACUACAAUACAUCAUGCCGUGAAAACCUUCCCAUGCAUCUGCUGUCGUGAAAGCAUGUUAGGACAGCUAAUUAAGUAAUUACAUGACGUGAUACUAAAUUUCAUGUCUAUAAUCAAAUUAGAAUUGCGCGCGACAGAACAUGUGAUAUUUUCACCUAAAAUAAAAGUUCACGCACGCGCAGAAGACAAAAGUUCUAUCGAGUUGCGUCACAGUGACUAAUUACUCUUGUGAAGGAUUUAAAUGUUGUUUACAGGAAGCUGUUUUCAGCGUGUUUUACCAUCAUCUGCACACUGAUGAACAGACACCUCACAAAGUCAACUGCCUGGAUUGCAAAGUGAACAAGUUACGUGCAUUGUUUUGCUGCAUCAAGUCGAUGUCAGCAUCGCCUGACGCGAAAGAAACAAGACCGAGUUCGGCAGCUCCGCCUGCAACAAGUGUUUCCAGUGCAAACAGACGUGACAGUAGCCCGCCUCCUGAUUCAGCUGUUGCCGUUUUACAAUCCUACGGAUAUACACUAGGCGAGUCUUUGGGCAAGGGUUCUUAUGCCGUCGUUAAAGCAGCAUACUCCCAAAAACACAAAAAAAGAGUUGCAAUUAAAAUUGUCUCAAAAAGACGAGCACCUGAAGAUUACCUGACCAAAUUCCUCCCUCGUGAAAUUCAAGUAAUGAAACGACUCCACCAUCCUAACUGUGUCUGUCUUUAUGAGGCAAUAGAAACAAGCUCUCGUAUAUAUCUCGUUAUGGACAUGGCUGAUAAUGGAGAUCUCCUGGAAUAUAUAAGAUCCAAAGGUGCUCUGUCUGAAGAUAAAGCAAGAGAUUUCUUCAGACAAUUGAUUGAUGCAACAGCUUACAUGCACGAUAGAGAUAUCGUUCAUCGGGAUUUGAAAUGUGAAAACCUGCUCCUUACUCAACUCAAUGCAAUCAUGAUCUCUGACUUCGGCUUUUCAAGAAUUCAAGCAAAAAUUCCAGAAACACAGAAAAGGAAGCUAAGUCGUACAUUCUGUGGAUCGUAUGCCUAUGCACCGCCUGAAAUCUUACGUGGUAUUGCUUAUGACGGGACAAUGGCGGAUAUUUGGAGUCUUGGCGUCGUGCUUUUCACAAUGGUGUGUGCAAGUCUGCCUUUUGAUGAUAGCAAUCUAAAAGUACUCCUGGAUCAGGUUUCCAGAAGAGUGCAAUUUCCCCGAAAACGUGGAGCAUUGCUGUCGCUUGAAGUAAAGAACCUGAUUGGACGGAUGCUGACAAGUGACGUGAAUGAUCGUAUUGAUAUCGAGGGAAUACGUAAUGACUCGUGGUAUCAGAAUACGAAAGCAAGUGAUGUAUCCAUUUCUGAAGUGGAACCGUGUACGACAUCAGCACAUGCUAGGAGUCAAGACAAUGGAGCUGAAAGCAUGCAAAGACAGGAGAAAGGUAAAGAAACAAAACAAGGGAGUAACGUUUCACCUUCGGAGCCAGUUGAAAAGAUGACGACUCGGUCCAGCACAAGAAAAAAAGCGAAAGAAUCCGAACAACCAACGAAAUAUCACGAACUGUUAUCCUCAAGUGAACGACAAGAUGUGCGCAUCACGAUUGAAAAUGAAUAAAAUUCUAUGUAGUACAUGCAGAGUAAACUGUUUAAAACUGCGAAAUAAUAGUACUGAUAAAAUAACUGGAUAUUUUACUUUGGCAUAUGUAAUAUUGCAAGAACAAGAAAUAUUUGAUUAUCUUUAUUUCUUCAGUCUAACAGUAAAUUUUUGAAUUUGAAAUAGUAAACUAUAUUAGGGGCUGCUACAUUUGUGCUGGUCUAGAACGCGUUAAGAAGACGUUGUUUGAAUAAGAGUGUCAUCUUGAACCAGGUUCCAAUCCCU